AUGUCGAGUGAAAUUAUAAUUUUGGACAUUUCUAACACUUGCAGGACUUGUUUAGCACAGAAUCAUAAUAUGCACUCAGUAACCGAGUCUAUUAAGACAGCACAAAACAAUAAUUUUGUUAUCAGAGAUAUGCUUAUGUCUUGCACCAAAAUUCAGAUUUCGGAAAAUGAUGGGCUUCCACCACAAAUCUGUCUCAAGUGCGUUUGUCGCGUUAGUGAUGCUUAUUUAUUUAAAUUAAAUUGCGAAAAAUCAGAAAAGACCUUACGCGAUAAUUUACUUAGUAAAUCAUCAGAAAUUCCAAUGGAAGAUAUCGAGCAAAGUCAAAUCGCAAAUUGUGAAACAUUCAAAGACAAUGUUAUGAACCUUAUCAAUAUUGCAGUCGAGGAAACAAAUUCUUUUGAUGCUGCAUUGACUUUGGUAUCACAAAGUGAAAAAAAUAAUGAUAUAAUGGAAAAUCAAAGUAAUAGUACGGUAGAGUUGAAUUAUAAAAAACGCAAAGCAAAAACGCGUUAUAAACCAGCAAAUAAAACAAACAGUAAAGUACGUAAAUUAGUAAAAAUAGCCCCCAAGCAAAAUGAUGAUAAAAAUCAAAUAAUUUCGGAGAAUAUUGAACUGAAAGCUCAGUGCAAAAUAUGCAGUAUUUACUUCAUUUAUGAAAAUGAAUUACAAAUGCAUUUAGCCGAAGUACAUGGCAUCAAUUCAUCAGCUAAAUAUUUAUGCAGUAUAUGUAACAUUGAAUUUCCAGAUUCUGAUAAAUUAAACGAGCACAAUUUGUUGGAACACACCUAUCGAUGUGAUGAAUGUUUGAACUGGUAUUCGACUAAAGAAUUGCUAAAAAAGCACAAAUGUUUAGUACACCGAAAAACACCAGAAUUAUCUUGUAAUAUUUGCCAAAAAAACUUUCAAACCCUUCGUGGUUUGACCAUACACAAAACACUGCACAACAUAAAAUCCAAGGAAGAGAAAAUCUCCUGCAAAAUUUGUGAUAGAACUUUUAGUGUUGUAUCUAAUUUAACAUAUCAUAUGAAAUUUCAUAAGUCUUAUGUUUGUCAUUAUUGUAAUAGUGGUUUUUAUAAUUUUGCCUCAAUGAAAGCACACAUGAAACGAGACCAUGAUGGUAAAAAACCUUAUUCUUGCACGUUUUGUAAUAAAACUUUCAAUUAUCAUAAGUUAUCUAACGACGAGGCGAAACAGAAAGUUGAUAAAAUGGAAAAUUUGCCAAAAUCGUUUUUGAAUAUUUGUGAAAUUAACGAAAAAAGUGAAAUUGAUGCUUUGGGUUUUGAUAAUUCUUUGUGUAAUAAUAACUUGACACAAUUUAUUGAUUUGACAAAUGAUGUGGACACGAAUAAUAUUACUUUGAAUGAUGAUGGGACUAUAAAUAUAGCUAUAAAUGAUGAUGCACUUGAAAGUAUUCAAGAGGAGGUUUUGAAUCCAACUGGAUUCUCAUCGGAAAAUAUUCAAGAAGUUUUAAAUCAAACCAGAUUUUUAUCAGGACAUCAAGGGAAAGGUUUAUUUCUAACUAGAUUAUCAUCGGAAAAUGUUCAAGAUCAGGUUUUAAACCCAACUGAAUCCUCAACAGAAAAUAUGCAAGACAAGAGUUUAAAUCCAACUAGAUUCUUAUCGGAAAAUAUUCAAGAGGAGGGUGUAAAUCCAACUGGAAUCUCAUCAGAAAAUAUUCAAGAAGACGGUUUAAAUUCCACUGAAUGUUCAACAGAAAAUAUGCAAAACAAGGGCUUACAAAAUAUUCAAAAAGGUUUAAAUCCAUCUAGAUUUUUUUCAAAACAUAUUCAGCAGAAUAGUACAUUAUUAUUCUCAUCGAAAAACAUUCAAGAGGAUGAUAUAAAUCAAACUAGAUUUUCUUCAGAAAAUAUUCCAGAACAAGGUUUAAAUCAGACUAAAUCCUCAUCGGAAAAUAUUCAAAAAAAAAUUAUCUUUUCAUCAGAUCAUAUUCAGGAGCAGGUUUCAGAUUCAACUAGAUUUUCAUCAGAAAAUGAUCAACAGGGUAGUAACCUCUCAUCAGAAAAUAUUCAAGAUAAAGGUUUGAUUCCAACUAGAUUUUUAUCAGAUAUUCAGGGAGAGAGUUUAAAUCAAACUAAAUUCUCAUCAGGAAAUAUGCAAAAGAAAACUAGAUUCUUCUCAGAAAAUAUUCAGAAUGAGGUUUCAAAUCCAAGUAGAUUCUCAUCAAAACAUGUUCAAGAGCAGGUUUCAAAACAAACUAGGUUCCCAUCAGAAAAUAAUCAACAGGAUAGUAGAUUUCUAUCAGAAAAUAUUCAGGAUGAGGGCUUGAUUUCAACUAGAUUCUCAUCAGAAAAUCUUCAAAAGAAAAUUAGAUUCUCAUCGGAAAAUAUUCAAAAGGAGGUUUCAAAUCCAAAUGGAUUCUCGCCGGAAAAUAUUCAAGAAUGUUUAAAUCCAACUCUAGGAUUUUCAUCAGAAAAUAAUCAAGAUGAAGUUUUAAAAUACUCGUCGGGAAAAAUUCAAGAGGAGGUUUCAAAUCCAACUAGAUUCUCAGCGCAAAACAUUCUAAAUGAGGUUGUAAAUCCAACUGGAUUCUUAUCGGAAAAUAUUCAAGACGACGGUUUAAAUCAAACUAGAUUUUCAUCAGAAAACUUACUAUUCUCAGAUUCAAUUAAAGUUCUGAAGCAAGAAAUUUUUGCAGAUAACAAAAUCGAAACAAAUUUCUCCGUCACCGAUAUGGGUGAAUAUACAGUCAACGAAAUAAACAGAGACGAUACAACAAAUAUUAUGGAAACCCUCAAAAAUAAUUCACCUGAUGUGUCACAAACAAAUGUGGUCAUUAAUGAUAUAUUUGCAUCCGGGAAAAUUGUUGAUUACGAUGAAAGCAAGCAACAAUAUACAUUGCGAUACGAAGGAACUGAUUAUGUAAUAUCUGCAGAUGGUCUGAACCAAAACCAAAAUCAAACUCAAAGUGAUUUAUUGAAUGAUGAUGUACUCGAAUCCAAUGAUGAGGUAGUUGCCAAUACUGAUGAUUGUGAAGCUUUUACAUGCAAAUUGUGCAAUAUAACAUUUAUCGAUGAAGUAUCUUUUGCUGAUCAUAUUCCUAAGCACAAUACAGAUGCUAAAAGUUUAGACGAGUGCAAAACGUUGCAAAAAACUGCUAUCGAAAGUUCUGCAGAAAUUAGUGAUGGUAUGGUUAGAAUCAAUGUUGAUUCCAAUACUGGCAGUGUGUCGUACGAAAAAUCUGAUGUCAUAUUUUCUGAACAAGAUUAUGCACAAGUAUCCAAGGGUGAGGAGUUGGAUGUACCUCGUUACAGGUGUCCAAAAUGUGAUGAUUUGUUUACUAGACAAUAUAGUCUCAAUAGACAUCUUGCUCAUACGCAUAACGAAAUGUGUUUAGUUUGUAACACUUGUGGUGAAAGUUUUAAUAGAGUUUCUUUGCUCGAAGAGCACAGAUCCAAACAUAAAAAUAUGCUAAACAUGGGCGUGAUCAUCACAACUGCAAAUGAAUCCUUUGAAGAAAAUCUGGAGUCGCAAAAUUCAAUGCAAGAAAUUGAGUCUUUGUACGUAUACGAACCGGAAAAUCAAAGUUAUCCAUGCGAACUGUGCAAUAAGACUUUUCAAAUGCAAAUUUAUUUGGAACGUCAUCGUCUGGUUCACAUGGGUAUCACACAACCAGGAUUCAUGUGCUCGAUUUGCAACAAAAUUUUCCUUACAUCAGUGGAUAUGCAAAAGCACAAACGCAAACACAAUGAAGAAUACCUACAAUGCAACUUGUGUGAUAGAACUUUUACAACUAUUGGAGGCUUAAAGUAUCAUUUAAAAACUCACACAGGAACCAAAAACCAUAAAUGUCCAUUCUGUGGUAAAAAGUUUACAGCAAAUGUUAACUUAAACGCACAUAUAAAAACGGUGCAUUCAGAAGUUAAACCUCAUUUGUGUAAUAUUUGUGGCAAAAGAUACACAACAAUCGAUCAUCUCAGAAAGCAUAUGGUGUAUCACACAGGCGAAAGGAAAUUUCAGUGUAAUGUUUGUGGAAAAGAUUUUACACAAAAUUCACAUUUGACUCAGCAUUCCUGGAUUCAUAGUGGCAUCAAACCUUAUGCUUGUAAAUAUUGUGAUAAUAAAUAUACUUCUUCUUCGGCUUUGAAGAAGCAUUUGCAGACCAAUCAUAUGCAAAUGAAUCAAUAAUGAAUAAAAGAAUAAUGA
This is a messenger RNA of Ctenocephalides felis (cat flea), 4164 nucleotides long. RefSeq lists its product as uncharacterized. Gene Ontology annotation, cellular component: nucleus. Bases 1 to 4146 code for a protein of 1381 amino acids. NCBI's taxonomy places the organism in Eukaryota, Metazoa, Arthropoda, Insecta, Siphonaptera, Pulicidae. The transcript is spliced from 3 exons. Gene Ontology annotation, molecular function: RNA polymerase II cis-regulatory region sequence-specific DNA binding; zinc ion binding; DNA-binding transcription factor activity, RNA polymerase II-specific. Gene Ontology annotation, biological process: regulation of DNA-templated transcription. The record is from RefSeq and is a predicted model, not a curated record.